This is a messenger RNA of Contarinia nasturtii (swede midge), 9849 nucleotides long. RefSeq lists its product as uncharacterized. NCBI's taxonomy places the organism in Eukaryota, Metazoa, Arthropoda, Insecta, Diptera, Cecidomyiidae. The record is from RefSeq and is a predicted model, not a curated record. The transcript has 6 exons. The coding region runs from base 1082 to 5242 and encodes 1386 amino acids.
GUGUCCAUUUUCAAAACAGCCAACAUAGUACCUAUUCGAAUAUCGUCGACUCUGCAAUACAACACAGAGAGUGCUGAGAGACAGUGAGUUCGAGUGUCUUUUUUUUAGUGUGUGUUGUUUCGUUGAAUAAAAAUUGUAAAUUAAAUCAAGAUGGCAUAAUUAUGUGCCAUUCAAAUCAAUUGAAAAACAGUGCAUUUAGUGCUUGUGUACAGUGUGAAUUUUCAUUCAAAUUUACAGAAAAUAAACUAUAUUAAAUAGAAUUUUUGUGAUAUGUGUAUGAAGACAAGAGAAGUGAGAGAAAGAGUAUCGACACAGAGCCAGUGAACGGAGGCUAUUGUAUGAAGAAGAAAAAAAAAUAAUAAGAACGAAUCACUAGAAGUUGAAGAAGAAGACGAACGAUCUUUGUGUAUAGAAAAUGGAACAUUAUAAAUAGUUUGAAGCAAACAUAAACAGAGGUGCAAAAUGCAAAUCGUUUGGUACCGCACAAAAAAAGCGACCGCAUUUCGAUUGAACAUUUAUGAAUUAGAGUGGAAACCAAUUUGUUUGAAAGACUGAUAUCAAAAUAAAAGACUUUUGUGUGGAAAACAAAAACAAUCGAAAGAGAAAAAAUAUGAAGGAUAAAGCCACAAUGCGACUUCAUUGACUUUAGUUGAUUUAAUAGCAAGAAAAAAAAGUUAGGGAAAUAAAUUGCAAAAAAAAAAAACAUUUUUUUGGUGAAUUAAGCAUCAUAAUCAAGCGUAUCUGAGACUGAAGACGGAUCAAGUGCAAAGGCGCGUCACGCUGUGUGACAGCUCUGCAGGUGCAGUGCUCAUUAGUUUAAAUAAAAAAAAAAAACGUCUAUUCGUUUGGAAAAUCAAAACGGGCGCUCAAUUGGCAAAACAAUUUGCAUCGACGCAAUUUCAUCAAAACUAAACUAUUGUAUAUUACAAUACAUAUAGAUAAUAUAUAAUAAAUUCUGGCUGAUGCGCAUUUAUUCGGUGCCCAGCGUUCAGCUUCAUCGAAAUUGUCGAUAACCUCGUUUUUUACUCGACGAGUGGCUUCAACAGCCAUUUGUGAGUGAAUAACAUUCGCCAUUUCAAGUAUGAAAUCCGCCUCGAAAAUGACAAGCCUUCAUAAUGAACACAGUUACGACCUCAUACACACCGAUUGCCAUCACACUACGACGACGACGACAGCAUCAACAACAGCAGCACAUCAUGAGCAUCGACAUCGACAACACCAGGAGCAUCAUUAUCACCAUCGAUCGAUAAACCAUCGAAGAAAUGAUGUACAAACACAUUCAAUUUCAACUGCCAAACAUUCAAAAUGCGCUUCACAUGACAAAUCGGUUGUCAAAUGCGGUCGUACAUUAGAUAAAUCAUCAGACUUUUUCCGAUGGCAUAAAACGAAAUUGAAAACAGCGUACCGCUGGCAAAUGACUAAACGAUAUAUUUUGGUGAUAACAAUUGUUCUAUUUGCAUCGCUGAGCGAUAUACUGAUAUGUGUAGCACAUGCUGGCGACGUGACCAGUUUAAUACGGGUCAGCGACGAUGAUAGAAGCAACAACCAAAAAUUUGCUGCCGAUUUGGCUAUUACAACGGAUCCAUUGACACGUGAUAGUGGUAUGGCUGCAUCAUCGGCUAGCAAUCGAAAUCAUCCAGGUCUAUAUAAUUUGGAUCGAAUCGGCAGCAAUCUGGAAAUGAGCAUUGCUGCGGUUUUCAAUAAAGUUGCUUACGGCACCACAACUAAACGUAGCAUUUCCGAUAAUGUAUUUGUGCCGAAUCUAACCACCGUUCCAACGCCGCAAUUAACCACGUUCCGGUAUCGUGAAAAAGAAAAGGAAUUCGAUCCGAAACAACAGCAACCGCAUCAUCAGUAUCAACAACAUUUAUCAUAUCAAAAACAUGCGAAUUUCAAUAAUAAAUACUCAUUGGAUUUGGAACACGACCAUGUAUUACCAACGUCAGCGCCCAAUGCGGAUAUUUUGAAAAGCAACAGCAAUCCCACAUAUCCGAACCCCAAUCGACAUCAUAAUCAUGGGCAUCGUGCUCAUUUAAAUUCAACGCCAUCACCCGCAGGUCAUUUAAUGAAAGGUCAGGCGACUGCACCAAUGUUUCAGUCUGAGUUACCAUCAUAUUCACCGCCAAAUCGUUCAUUUUUAGCACCACGCGUGCCACCCGAAUAUCCACAAAAUCCAUUUGCCGAACAACCCACGUUACGCGGUACAAAUAGCGAAAGUGGAAUUGUCUCUGGUUUCAAUAUAAAUCGACGUCCGAUUCCACCACCAAGCCUAAUGCCUGGUCAUGAAAAAAUUCCAUACCUACCACCUGAUCUUAAUCCAAACAACAACAACAAUAACAAUAAUAACAACAUUGGGAAUGAGCCAAAGAACAAAGCCCUCGUCACUGACCCGGAACGAAAAAAGGUGUUAAAUACACCGGCUCAAAAACUAAAUCUAAAUCGAAUAAAUUCAAACCAAGCGGCAUUGAAUUCAACAAAUUAUUCGGCCAGUAAACCUGCUGGCAUUCAUUUUCCAAGCUUUUCGCGAAUUCUCUCAGGUGUAGAUGGUGGUAUACCAUAUACACCAGAUAAUAUAUUGAAAGGUGUUACAUCUCGACCAACUGAAGUGCAAUCGGAGAUGCCGACGCGCGAAAGUGGUGCAGAAAAGGCAGUAUCGGAAAAGCCAGCAGAAAUUGAUGGUGAUGACAAUACAGACGAAGAUACAAGCCCCGAAGAAGACUUUGAUUCGACCACAUUCAAUGGUGAAGGGCCAAAAACACAACCGAAAAUAAAACAAGGAACAACGAUUACUGGACAAAAAAGUGCAACUACAAAGAAAUCCGUCAUCACCGAAAGUCCAGCACAAAGUGAUAUGGUGUAUUCGACGCAAAUCAUUCAAAAUUUGGAGGCCACAAAUACAGAGAAAAAAGUAAAACAAAUCACUGUAUUGGGCAAUAGUAAAAUAACCAAUGAACGAUCAACAUUGAACACGUGGACCGUGGCAUGGAAUAUUCAUGUUUAUUUAUCGGCCAUUCUAUUUACCAUUUUGGCAGUGUAUUCAAUUUUUAAAAUGAUUUUCUACGACAAACUCACACAUUUGGUGAAUCAAAGUUAUUUCAUUUGCUUGCACUUGCUGUUGAUCAUCAUAUGUUUGGCGCGUAUAUUCUUCCUUUGCUACGAUGCAUACAACAUUCAUUUAAGUUUUCACAUGUUCAUAUCGGAAUUGUUGCUAAACUUACCGGCCACAUUUUUGACGAUUUCAUUUUCGGUAUUGAUUUUAUUUUUACUGUUGCGCAGCCUUAAUCAUAAAAACAACCGUUACUCAGCGUUAAUGCGACCAUUGACGGUGGUCGUUGGCAGUUCGGUGCAUGUGUUUCUUUGCGUAACGUUACACUAUGUGGAAAGCUAUGGUCAACAACGAAAUCAGCAAAUUCAACAACAAUUGCUGUUACGGAACGGUGAUGGUUAUCGUGGCAAUCAAAACUACGUUUAUCAACCACCCCCACGCGUUCUAUCCCUCAUUUGCCAACUCAUUUACAUAUUCAUUUGCCUAAGCUUGGGUUUCUUCUAUCUUUACAUUUACAAGGUGUUGAAACGUGUACUACAGAAAAAAUCACAAAAUUACAUUCAUGGCUAUCAAAAUCUUUCGUAUGCCAUUCACAUUACAAUUGCAACGGCAUUGUUGUUCAUUUUAUUGGCGGCGCUACAAAUCUAUGGAGCUAUUAGCAUUUCGACCACACGACCGAUUGUGUCAUCGUUAUCGGAUAACGAUUGGUUACAAUGGGGUUAUCAAUUUUCAUUGCGUUUGAUUGAAAUUGCCAUUAUUGCGUUGCUGUCAUGGGUGACUGGGUUAAAAACGGGCACCACUAAGGUAAUGCAACGUGACAAAGUCAUGGAACAACAUAAUGUGUCCGGAUUUGCGUUGUUCCCAUGUACAUCAUCAUCUAGUCAAGAGCAUUUUGAAACCGAUUACCCGGCCAUUUGUAAUGCAAAUACCAAUCUACAUUCGUACACAUUACGAACGGGUAAACCAAUUUACGAUGAUACAUUUGCACUGAAUUCAUUGGGAAUGGAAAAUCCCGUACCAAUGGUUGGUGGUAAUACACAGAUUCAACAACAUCAUCAUCAUCAUCAUCCAUCACAUUUGAAUACAGUCGGUAAAAAUAAUCAAUAUUCGAAAAAUGGUCAAGAAUAUCAAUUGAGUGGUCCACCAACAUUGACAAAUGAAUCUGGCAUUUAUGAAGGACAAAUGGGAACAUUGUCAAAACAAAAUAAUCGCACCACACCAACUUAUCCAGAUCCAAGAGAUUCAAGAGGCAGCGAAAAUUUGAAUGACAGCGGCACCAUACCGGAUCAUUAUGAAAAUCCAAAUUUUGAACUACAUUCCAAUUCGAAUAGUAAUUAUCGAAAGCAACAACAUCAACAAGCCUACAUCGAUCAAUGUUAUACGGAACCAAUUAACGCCGAAAUGAUGUACAAUUCAAAAGAUGUGCCGAGCAAUUAUGAUUUUCAGAAUUUUGAACGUCCAAAUUAUACGGAACGAAAUUUGUUGCCAGGCAGCAGUGCAACCGAAUUUCGGGCAUCGAAAAAUUUAAAGGCAUUGGUUAAAAGCAACAGUGGCAACUACGAUCCACAAAAUCAACAAUUGAAACAAAACAAUUUGAGCGUGGGCGGUGGCAAAUCAUCGCACUAUAAUCCACAAACACACAGUUACAAUUCAUUUGAUCGACGGGGACAACGGAAAAGCGGUACACGAACAUUGAAUGCAGUGCGUUCAUCACAGUAUCAGCAUGAUUAUCAUCCGAAUGGCCAGUGGCAACGAACUUCGGCUGGCCGAUCGUCAAAUAAUUCGGGCACGUCAAAAGAGCGUAGCCAUCAUAAUUUUUUAGCGACAACAGCAACGAUGGCCAACGAUAAUAGCAUUGUUGAUAACAAUAUUGAUGCGGCGGCCAAUGAAUUUGAUACGGUAAGCAAUGCGAGCAGCAGUGAUGGUGUUCGUGCCGUUAACUACAAUCCAGAUAUGGUACUAUUCAAAGCCCAACGUGAUCAUCAAAUUGAUGCAAAUGCACAAAAUAGUGCGAGCAGCGGUGAUUCAUCGACGUCAAUGCUUGUGGCCGAACACGGUUUUGUUCGCUUUCGACCGAUGGAAAAUAUCGCAAAAGAUAAGAAACCAGAAACAAAACCAUCAAAUAGUGAUAACAAUAAUAAAAAUAGUCCAGCCAUAAUGCAACGGCAUCACAAACGAUCAUUAACAAAUUCGUAGUGUUUAGAGAGCAAAGAAGUAUAAAUUAAAUACAAUUUAAAUGAAAUUAACAUUUGAAAGACAUGCAACAAAACAAACAGAAACAUAAAAAAUAAAUAAAUAAGAUGCAAAUUAAAUUACUAUUAAAAUUAUUAUAAUUAUGGAAAUUAUUGUAUGCAAUUUUGACGAAAGAGAAAGGGAAAUACACAGAGAUAGAGAGUGAAUGCAGCAAAUAAAAGUUUGCAAAUGAAAAAAAGGAAGAAAGAACAGAAACGGAACAAAAAAAUUAUAAACGAAUAAAAACACAAAUUCGAAUCUGAUGCAGAAGAAAGCAGAACGAUGACGACGACGACGAAAAAAACAUAUUGCAACGCUAAAAAUGAAUUGCAGAGAAAAGCGAAAAAUGGUUGAAAAUGACUACUACAUAGAUAUUUAUCACGUAAGGGAAUUUAAAUGAAGUGACAUAAAAAGCGUGUAUCCGCCGAAAUCCAAAUACAAACUCACUCAUUCACUCACUUGCUCGAUAAAACAUACUAAAAUGAUACAUACACAUACUCGGGGUAUAUAUUUUAUCCACGAAAGAAUAUUAUUCACUGGAUAGACAGAAAAAGUAUUUACAUUUUACCGUAUGCACGAAACUGCAUUACACGAUAAGAAAACAUAUUUAAUGAAAGGACACAGGAACAAUAUAUAUAUAUAAAAUGCAAAAUGGAAAACGAAGAAGAACGGAACUGAAGUUCAUGAACAAAAAUUAUCUAUUAAGUAAUAAAAAUGGUGUGAUGGCGUAAUAGUAUACAAAAAACACACAUAUAUAAUAGUAGAAUAGCUUUUUCUCUCUCAUACUCACACACACACACUCACAAACUCUCACCAAAAAAAAAAUCUAUCCUCUUCUACACAUUUAGUAUAUUUAAAACUUAAAUUAAACGUUAGUUUUUUUUUCCUAAAUACAUUACAAUUUAACAUCAUCAUAAAGCCGUUGAGGUGUAUGAGAGCAAUAAAAAGAUGAGACACAAAAAAAUAUCACACAGUCCACAACGUUGAAAAAGUUUCGGCAAUGUCGCCCACUUACUUCUGGAUAGGAUAUGCCUUAAAUUAUGUGGCAAACCGAUGUUCCAUUUUUGCUCAACACAUACACACACAUACGCACUCAUUUACAUUCCGUUGCUACUGCCAAAGUAGAAGCGCAUUUGUAAAACUCCAAACUCGGGAACGAAAGAAAAAAGAUAAAAAGAAAUGCUUUGUAGACCAUGAAUAUACAUUGCCUUCCUACAAUCAUUUACUUAUUCGCCAACAUUCAUAUAUCCAUCCAUAUGUCUAACUGACAUGUACGGCAAUCAUGUGAGUGUUUGCUUUUUUUCGUCUUCGCUUCAGCCAACUAACUAGACAAUAUGUCAUUCAUCUCGUAUGCAAUGUGAAACUAUAAAUAAUGCACAGACCCAAAAAAGAAACUUUCAAUCACCGCCUAUAAAUAACAUGAAAGUACACAUGUCGUCUUGUUUUCCAUUUCAUGGGAAAAAGAUUGAAAAUUUUCCAUCCAAAAAACCAAAACGUCAACUUAGCCCCUGUAUAAUUAAAUAAGCUGAAUAAUGUGGAUAGAUGCAAAUUGUCUGAACACCGAUAAAUACUAUGUUUAACUCAUUACUAACAAUGUAAGUGUGUUCAUUAAAUUAUUUACGAGAAAGUAGAUCGACCAUUAUUAUUUCGGUUGACGGUUUGGUUUCGUGAAGCUUUUGUUUCAUAUACAUAUAGAUGGAAAUAGAUGAAAAAAAAGAGUGCUGAAGGAAAUGAAAUACAUAAAACUCUACACAUAAAUGAUUGUUCACAAUUUUCCAUUUCAUGUCAUGUCACAUUCCGGCCCAACAACCACCACACACACACACACACACACAAAAGCAAAAUAUAUUCCAAAAAUGCUUAUUAAUAAACCCCAAGCACACAACCAAUUUCGAAUAUAUAUAUAUAUCUAUACACCCACACACAUUAUUAUAUAUAUAUAUAUAUAUAAUUUUGAACGAUUGACCAUGUGUAUAUCUCAAUUAACUGUUGACAAUUCAUAAAAAAUGCAUGUGAUUUUCUCGGGGGGUGUGUGUGUUUUCUUUCAUCGUUUGGUUGGUUUAUUGAUUAUUGGGAGGGGUGCAUGAACGGAUGAAAAAAAAAUUAACGUCAAUUUAUGGCGUCUCAUUUCAAAUUACGCAAUUUGACGACACAAAAUGAAUAGCGCCACUCGGUUUAUUCCCGCAUUCAUUGUGAUCACAAAAUGUGGUCGCCACCACCAUCACCACCAACCAUCAAGGAUCGUUAACCAAACACGAAGUAAAUACACAUUGAAAAAUCUAUUACAUGAAAAACACACAUUUAUUAUAUGUAAAAGAUGAAACAAUGAACGCAACCGUAUACUUAUACAUUUAUAGUGCAUUUAAUAAUCUGUAAAACAUAUAAAUAAUUUCUCUCGCCCUCUUUCGAUGAUGCAAAAUGCUAAAUGAUUAAGUGCAAAAACUCGAGAGCAGCAACACAAAGAUGAAAAGUAACAAAAUUAUAUGAACAUAUUCAUAAAAAAAAAGAAAAGAAAGGAAAAAAGUUCAACUGAAAAUAGAAAAAAACCAAAAUUAUAUGGUUAUAUAUAUACACACAAUAUUAUUUAAUGUAUAUUUAUAUAUAUGAUGCUCACGUUCACCACUUAAGCCCACUGUCAACUAAACAAAAAAACUAAGACAUUCAUAAUUAUCGUUAUGCACGAAAAAAAAAAUGAUAAGCGAGGACACAACAUAACACGUAUCUUCUACCCAAUUACUCCUCCGAUUUGAAUCUCACUCAUACACUACACAGUCUGUAUUGUGUUUUCUACUGUCGGUAUUUGUCUCUAGUAUUGUUUGUAACCGCAUUCGCGGUUUUUUUGCUCUCUCUCUCGAUUAUUUAUAUGUGUGUGUGUAUGUGCUGCAGCUGUAUCAGCAGCAUUGUUAUAUGUUUCGAUUGUGAGCAUGCAUCAAAAGAGCUGAAUUGCAUAAAAAUGUUGUGCUGUAAAGCUUGCAAAUCAUCAUAAAGCAUGCGAUAUACGACCCCAUCAAAUAAACCCCGGGUAUUAUUAUUUGCGUCUCAUUUUUUUUCGUUCACUCUUGUCGUUUGAAUAUAAAAAGACGAUACCCGUGACACAUCUCGGGUGCAAUAUCCCGUUAUAUUCUUGUUGUUAUGCAACGCGUUAACAAUGCAAUGCGAUUGUGCUUUUUUGUGUGUGUUCUACACAGUCAGAGAAAGAUAGAGAUGUCUUGUUAGAUCAUUUGCAACUUCAUUUCAUUGCAAAAGUUUCGAGGUGAGCUCUAGCGCUAUUAAAAUCGCACCAUACUGUGUGUCACCUCUGGCGGUGUUUUCUCUUUCGCAUAUAAAAGGAUUUUCCAACUAAAGACAAACUUGUACAAAAAAGAAGAACGAAAAUAUUCAGCUCUAUCGGAGGAUUAUCUUGUAUACACACACACACACCACGAGAAAAAAAAAAAACGAGUAGCAAAACAUACAUGAACACAACAAACAAUCAUAAUUUGUCGUUUGAUGUUAAAUCCUAGAGAUACUACAGAACAAACAAACAUUUAAACAAUAUAAAACAAAAAAACGUCCCUCCUUUUUGUGCACUCUUGUAUCUUUCAUAAAUUUCAUUUCACUUGGGCUUGGUAGCAGUUUGCACGCGUUUAUUUCUCUAUUUGGAUUAAAAAAAAUCAGGGAAAUCAUAAAAUACUCAAUUUUCAAUUUGUUUUUUUGUCCAUCUCUUUGUAAUAACGACACAAUCAUAAUCAUAAUCUUAUACUCGUUUCUGUAACAUACGCAUGUGUUCAUAAAGGAAAGGAAGAAGUUGAAGAAAACUGGAAAUUUUCCGACAUUUGAUUUUUUCUCUCUUCUUGCUUAACAGCCGACUGAUUUUCGUUAUUAAAUCAUUUUUAUGCUCGAAAAAGAAAGCAAAAGAAAUGAAAAGAAUAUUAAAAGAAAGCUUUUUACCGCGCCUUCCAUUGAAUAGGGAAUUGAAACUGAAUAAUUAUUUUUUUCUUUCUUUCAAUGGAACUUAAAUUUAUGGAAUACAAUUUAUCGCUGUAUUUAUUUCAUUUGUUUGUCCUUUUUUUGUAAUGUCCUUUUGUUUUUGAAAAUAUUUUUUUUGUUGUGAAUCAGUUAUCGUGCAUUUUUGUACACCAUUUUUUUGAUAGAACAAUAUUUUCGUCAUCGUGCAUUUCACACGUGUAAAAGUUGUCUGAUUAACUUUAAGAACACAUUCGAAAUUAUGUUUACUUUUAUUUCUCGUGCGAUAAAUCCGAAUUUUAUUUUUUUGAUGAUUUUAUGUCAAAAGACAUACAUAUAUAAAAUUAAGCGCGGUGUCACGCACAUGGAAAUUUAGAAGAAAAAAAAAAGUUUUUUUCAAUCGAAUUUCAAUCAAAUUAGAAAAAAUUAUAUAUACAUAUUUUGGGGAUAUUGAGCAAGAAAAAAAAUUCCCCUUCUAAUUCUUCAUUGUAUUUUCUAAUCACUUCAUUGACAUACAUAUUUAUGACUUGUAGCCAACAUCAUAUAUGAACUAUGUUUUGUUUCCUUCGUUUCGAAUUGCUGUGCUGUACUGCAGCAUAUUUUCAAAAAAAAAAAAAAAAAAAAAA